Messenger RNA from Ctenopharyngodon idella (grass carp), 2286 nucleotides. It is a transcript of the gene trmt44, whose product is annotated as tRNA methyltransferase 44 homolog. The record is from RefSeq and is a predicted model, not a curated record. The transcript is spliced from 11 exons. Gene Ontology annotation, molecular function: metal ion binding; tRNA (uridine) methyltransferase activity. Bases 137 to 2047 code for a protein of 636 amino acids. Gene Ontology annotation, biological process: tRNA methylation. NCBI's taxonomy places the organism in Eukaryota, Metazoa, Chordata, Actinopteri, Cypriniformes, Xenocyprididae.
AACGACCAUGAAAUAAGAAGAAGAAGACGACGAUUACGUCAGCCAACCGGUAUAAGCGAUGUUGUACUCGUGGUUAGAGUGGACGUUACUCUAGUAAUGUUGGACUGUUUUUAUAUAUGUUAUUGAGAUCGAAAGCAUGUCGAAGCCUUCUGAAAUAAACAUGACAGAAAAGCGCAACGCAGAGAGCCUGUGGUCCGCUGCUGACGUCUGGAUCAAGAAACCACAUGUAGUAAACAAGAGACUGUGUGGUGUGACAGUGACAGAGUACAGGGACGUGGACACUGCGGAAUUAAAUCAAGUUUUAUCUUGUCUUCUGGGGACCAAUAUUGAGACUGAUAUUCCUGUGUUUCUUCACGCUGAUGUUGUGGAUGAGGAGCAUGAAACUGCAGGACGCUGGUGUGUUGGAGUAAGAACUAUUAUUCCCAAAGUGAACAAGUCAGGAGACUGUCUGUUCAAAGAGGUUAUUGUUAAAGAUAUUGUUGGAAAUGCAGUGACAUUUAUCCCAUUUGAAGUGAAUGGUGUGGGACAGGUUACUCUCAAGAGCAGUAAUAUUUAUAAAAUCCAGCUGCAGUUAAAGCCAGAUGAAUGGAAGUUGUGUCUUCAUGUUUUGAGGCCUGAGCAGUGGUACAGCGAUGGAGUAGCUUACCCUAAACUCUCCUGGCUCCAUUCUGAACUCCUACCUAAACUAUCACGCUGGGCUCUGGAGAGCAAGGCCAGUGAGUUUAAGAGCACCCUGUCCCUCAUACCUGUGGAGAAAUACAGUAUUCUCUACCAGCAGCUGAAAGAGAAGUACAAAGCGUUAGUAAAGGUCUGGCCUGAAGUUACUGAUCCAGAGAAGUUUGUGUUUGAAGAUGUUGCCAUUGCUACAUAUCUGUUGGUCUUGUGGGGUGAAGAGCGUGCUGAAAACGGAACAACAACCAAACAGUCCUUUGUGGAUCUCGGCUGUGGAAACGGCCUCCUGGUUCACAUUUUAAACAACGAAGGGCAUCCUGGAAAGGGAACUGACAUUCGCAAAAGGAAGAUCUGGGACAUGUAUGGGCCUGGUACUCAUCUAGAGGAAAAUGCCAUCACACCCAGCAAUGGCUUCCUCUUUCCCAAUACAGACUGGCUGAUUGGAAACCACUCAGAUGAGCUUACUCCAUGGAUCCCUGUAAUAGCAGCCAGAUCAUCUUACUCAUGCCGCUACUUUGUGCUUCCCUGCUGCUUCUUUGACUUCUGUGGGAAGUACCAGCGCAGACAAUGUAAGAAGUCUCAGUAUAAGGAGUACAUUGACUUCAUCACAGAUGUCAGCACAGUGUGCGGCUUCCACACAGAGGAGGACUGUCUAAGGAUACCCUCCACCAAACGGGUAUGCAUAAUAGGCAAAGGUAGGACAUACAGCGAGGCCGAAGAGGCUAUGGUCGAGGAGCGGCGAUAUGAUUAUAUCAGGGGGCGUGAGGCCUUAUUCACAAGCUCAGGGGUCAGUAAGAACGUCAGUCAAUGUGGCCAUGAUGGACCUCACAAUGACAAUGGACAGGAUAUCUCAACCCCUGCGAAUGACUGGGUGAAUGGCUUUCAUCCGAGAGAAAAGACAGAAGCUGUUAGGAACUGUUCAGCUCUUCCAAGGGAUUUUGUGGAUGCAGUGGUUCUGAGGGUGGCAGAGGCAUUGCUGAGUCUGACUGAGAGAAACCUAGAGAGCAGCGGUUGCAAUGAAGCCUGGAACACAGGAGGCAGUUUGAUGAUUAGUGAAGUAGUCAACCUCCUGGACCAGUCUACUCUCCAAGCACUAAAGAAAGAGUGUGGUGGUCUCCAGACUCUACUGAAAAACAAUCACCAAGUGUUCAGAGUGAAGGGUGGAAGGGUCUUUAUUCGGGACUGGAGGACGCAUACACCAGCUCAGAGCUCUAGAGUAACCUCCAAGCACAAACCCCCUCCCUCAGGUGCCUUGAAAACCCGACUCUGCUGGUUCCACACACACCAUCCCCACGGCUGCCCUCUGCCCAGCGAGGACUGUGCUUUUGCUCAUGGUGAGACUGAGUUGAGACCCUCCACAAAACCCCAAAGAUGAUUUGGACCUGAAUGGAAGCUUGUUUUGGCUUUAUUAAUAGCAUUUGACCUGACAUUUUAAAAAAAGAAAAAAAACUCAUAUUUUUACCUAUCUGAGGUGCACCCUUUUUCUUAAACAUUUAAUUUUUUUUUUUUUUUUUUGAAAGUAACAGUUUAUUUCUGUUGUAUAAGAAACAUGUCGAAUGAACAUUGCCAAUCCUGUCCAGACUUUGUCCAAUAAAUCCAAAACAUGUGUAAUGA